Molecule: messenger RNA, 1638 nt
Organism: Phaethon lepturus (White-tailed tropicbird)
Lineage: Eukaryota; Metazoa; Chordata; Aves; Phaethontiformes; Phaethontidae
Product: deleted in malignant brain tumors 1 protein-like
Exons: 8
Coding region: 1-1638 (545 amino acids)
Cellular component (GO): membrane
Source: RefSeq, a predicted model, not a curated record
AUGCAAGACGCCCAGGUUGUGUGCAGGCAGCUGGGCUGCGGCUCGCCUCUUGGUGUGAUGCACUAUUUCCCUUCGAGCAACUCAUACCCAUACCUGAUGACGGCGGUGAAUUGUGAUGGCUCUGAAGACUACUUGUGGUAUUGUGCUUUCAGCGAAGAAUACUCCGUCUGUUAUCACGGGGAUGCUUCUGUCGUAUGCUCAGGGGCCGGCUCCUGUGGUGGCUUGCUUCAGGGUUUGUCCAGCUCAGUCCAGAGCCCGGGCUACCCCGACUCCUACCCCAACAGCGCUCGCUGCGUGUGGCGCAUACGGCUGCGGGAGCUGGAUCGCAGAGUUGAGCUCCAGUUUUCCGAUGUCGAGCUGGAAGGCAGCAGCUGCCUGUACGACUCCAUCGAGGUGUACGACGGUGGGUCCCCCGGGGGCCCGCUGCUUGGGGCUGUUUGCAGGAACGACCAUCGCGUCUUCAAGUCAUCCGGGCACCAGCUGACCAUCCUGUUCCGCAGUGAUGGCAGCGUCACCCAGAGAGGUUUCCAGGCCUACUACUACUCAUUCCCUGCCUCCAGCAAUACUGCAGAAGAUUAUUCUUGUGGCGGCUUGCUUUCCUCUCCACCUGGGACAUUACAGAGUCCAUUUUACCCCAGAAAUUAUCCAAACAAUGUCAACUGUGUUUGGGAAAUAGAAGUAAAGAGCAACUUUUGUGUCACACUCACGUUUAGAGAUGUUCAGAUGGAAGGUGGCAGAUGCCUGUCUGACUAUGUGGAAGUCUACGAUGGGCCACUCCUUACCUCUCCUCUCCUUGGGAAAUUCUGUUCUGGUUCUUUUCGCACAUACACUUCCUCCUCAAACCUGCUGACUGUCCGAUUUUACAGUAACUCUCGACACACAUACAGAGGGUUUCAGGCUGACUAUUAUGCCACUCCAGCAGAUCAGAGCACUAACUACAUGCGUGCGGUUGUGAGCAGAUACUACCUUGAGUCACAAGGCUACUCUGCCUGGAAUCUCUCCUUGAAUGACCCCUAUUGCAAACCCAACAUUACAUCAGAGUAUGCUAUAUUCGACAUACCAUACACUCGCUGCGGCACAGUGAGAGAGAACACAUGGGCACAAAUAAUGUAUGUUGCGGAGGACAAUUUUGAAGUCAAUGAAACUCAGUAUGGCAGAUAUGAUGUAAACCUUACAUUUUAUAAUUCUGCAUCCUUCUCGUGGCCAGUGAAUGACUCGCCGUACUAUGUUGAUAUCAACCAGGAUUUAUUCCUUGAAGCUUACCUUCACAGCUCUGAUUCAAACCUGGUAUUAUUUGUGGACACGUGUGUGGCAUCUCCCACUCCCCACAAUUUUACAACAGUAACCUAUGAUAUAAUCAGGAAUGGGUGUGUUCGAGAUUCUACCUAUGCAACAUAUUAUUCACCCUACAGACACAUGGUCCGGUUUAAAUUCAAUGCCUUCCAGUUUAUUCGUAGCAAUCCACUGGUCUACCUGCAGUGUGAACUGGUGGUGUGCAGGGCCUACGACUAUUCUUCCAGGUGCUACCAAGGUUGUAUUGCUAGGUCCGAGAGAGAGGCAAGCUCUGGCCAAGAAAGUGUGACUGUCGUUGCUGGCCCAAUACAGCUUCAGGAAGCUGGAGCUGAGAAUAAGAACUGA